This is a messenger RNA of Kwoniella botswanensis, 219 nucleotides long. RefSeq lists its product as uncharacterized. Gene Ontology annotation, molecular function: proton-transporting ATP synthase activity, rotational mechanism. The record is from RefSeq and is a predicted model, not a curated record. The coding region runs from base 1 to 219 and encodes 72 amino acids. Lineage: Eukaryota; Fungi; Basidiomycota; Tremellomycetes; Tremellales; Cryptococcaceae. The transcript has 4 exons. Gene Ontology annotation, biological process: proton motive force-driven ATP synthesis.
AUGUCCUCAACUUGGAGAGAAUUCAUGUCCUGGAACAAAUACACUCAAGUCGCUUCUCGAGCACUUCGACAAGCUUUGACUGAGACUGAUCGGGUUGCUGCUGAGAAGAGGGCCGCCAUCGGAGUUCGAUACCAACUUUGGGAGAACGGACAAGGUGGUGAACAAAAAUACGUUGUCCCUCCUGCUAAAGAUGCUUCAUCCGGUACACCACCUGUAUAA